CGACGUUUCCCCCUCCUCUUUCUCCCGAUUAAGCGGCCCUACUCUGUUCAUUGUGGCGUCAAGGUCGGUCAGCGAGCGUCCCCCAGCCUGACAUCGAGCCGUUCUUCCCCCACUGCCAUAUUCAGCGCCUCUCACCAUGUUUCAGAUGUUCGGUGCGAAGGGCGCCGACAAGGGGGCCUCGCCUGGCAAGGUGCGAUCCGAGAAAGUGCUGCCUGCCAACUUCGAGGCUCCCAAGAUUCGACUGGGUGCGAGCGGGAAGGCCGGAGGGGGGAUUCCGAAGCUGCCUCCUGCGGCGGCUCGGAGGCAGUCUCAGCCGACAUCGGUGGAACAGGGACUGCUGAGGCCCGCCUCGGUAGAGCCACAGGUAAGAGACACGAGAUGACCAUCCAAACUUGUUAAUGAGGUGAAAAAUUGGAACUUGCCUCAGGGUGCUUCCCCCUCCACGAGCCGUUCCGAAGCACCCUCCCCAUCCGUCCCCCCAUCCUUCCACGCGCCAUCACAGCCCACGGCCCAGGGCUCGCUCUCCCAGAGGCUACGGGAGGGUGGUCUCAAGAUGAACAGAGCAACGACACUGACGGCCCUGGGCGCCUCGCCCUUAUCCGUGAGUGGGGGUGCUGAGGACGCGGCUGUCCGUCUGCAACCCAAGGCAGUCCCCAGCAUUCAGACGUCGGGUGUCAAGCAGGAGGGCAGGGGGGUCGUCAUCAAGAGCCCACGGACCUUUUCGCUUGUACGACCAGGUGAGGGCUCUCGUGCGAAUAUUUUCGCUCAUCUUUGUGCAUGUCUCUCUCUCUCUUUCUGUCUCUGUCUCUUCCCCUCAUGCACACUACCCACAGGUGAGGCGCCUGUGGUUGCGUCUCCGGCAAGCCAUUACUCCAGCUCCACCGACCCUCGCCGAUCGAGUGCCUAUGACUCCACCACAAGGUCCGAGGCAGAGAGGAGAGUGUCCUCCUUCUACUGGGCCCCUGGAGCGCGACAGACCUCGCCCACGGCACUGCAGCACUUUCAGGAGCCAAGCUUUCAGCUGCCUGGUGCUCCACAAGACAUGCGGGGUACGGCGCCCCCGCGAAUGGGCAGUUUCCCCGCCAUGGCUCCCGUGAUGGGCAUGCCGCAUGGCGGCUCGCCCAGUGGCGUACAGGCCGUUGGCGUGACUGCUGUCGGCUCCUUGUCGCCCUUGGGGGCCACCAUGAUGAGCACUCAGGGGUUUCCGAUGGCGGCAAUGCCAUAUGACGCACGCAGAGGUGAGGGAGGCUGCACUACAGAGACUCUGAAUGUGUUCCUUGGCUCGCACCGGGCGGGUGUGCAGUGUCGAUUGGUCAAAUGACGGUGACGCCCGACCGGAUCAUCUCCCAGCUAGAGGAGGAAAUACGGAGGAAGGUGAGAAGGACAACUUCACAACAGCGACGGAUGCCUAUGAGUGACGGACAUCCAUGCCUUGCUCCCCCAUUUGAUCCGAUCCAUCAGAGUGAGGUCAUAGUGGAUUUGCAGGAGUCGCUGCGCCGAUACACGUUCGCGCGGACCCAGUCAUCCAUGGGGGCGGAGGAGCCAUCGCCCUCCAUGCGCAAGGACCAUCGACUCAACAGGGUAAGCAAUACCGCUGACGAAAGCCGUGGGUCAUGUGUAGUGUCUCCUUCUCUGUCUGUAUGUCAGAGCCAGCAGAUGAAGUAUGAGCAGGAGUGGGAUGAUAUGGUUGAGGAGAUCACGGCGCUCAGGACGGUACCCAUCCACACACGCAGACAGAGACACUCAUGCGUAUCUCGCUGUGACCGAUCGACGUGGUCUUUCUUUCGUCAGGAGCUGGAGAGGGCUCGCAACGAGCUUGACAGGAGCAAGCAGGUCACGGCGAGGACAGAGACACAUUGGCAGGGACAGAUGGAGGGUCUCAAGAAGGUCAGCAUCAAACAAGCACGCACACAUUCAAAUGUUUGGUGCUGCCUUGCGCUCGCUGCUUUGACUGCAGGAGAUCGAGACUGCAAAGGUCCGUGAGGAGAUGUUGCAGCGGGAGUGCCGCAAGCUCAAGGAAGAAAUGACCACGCAGCGACAAUCAAUCGUACCACACAUACACAAUACACACUGACUGCAUGACACCCGUUUGUGUGUCUGUGUGCGCAGGACCGUCAGGCGUCCAUGGGUAUUGCAAGCACACUGCCGAAGCCAGUCAAGGUGGAGAUGCCCAAGGAAACUCCACGAGACGCGAAAGCGAGGUGCAUUGCCUCAAACACGCCUCUCUCGACUGUUCAUUCGGACACGAUGUGCAUUUAUUUGCGUUUGUCAGGCUCGAGCGAGCGCUGGAGGACAAUGCCGCCCUCCAGUCACGCCUACUUGACUUUGAGCGGCAGGUGGCCAAGCUGGAGGACGAACGAAGGCACCUCGACAAAGAAAAGGUCAGAAAGGCCAACACAGAGAGGGCUGAGAGACGAGCACACAUUACCUUCUGUCGUCUUUCUUCAGAAUGAGUUGAAGGAUCUGCUGGACGCCGCCCGCUCCCUCACACACCGCGGCGUAUCUGUCACAUCAACAGCCGGCCAUGUGCCACGUAAGACACGACCCUUUGCUUCUUAACUGACGGCAUUCUAUUCUUCCUCUGCCCUUUUCAAUGCUCUUCAGAUGGUAUAGCGGAGUCCAAGAGCGUCUCGCAGAGUGCAUCGCAGACGCCCUACGCCACGCUCAUCCCACGCGACCUCUCACUCACAGCCGAGCUUGAGACGGCCCGCAGAGGAUCCCAAUCACAAGCGACAGACAGAGGCCGCAGCCCCCACCAGAGCUUCCUCUCCACAGGCUCAGCCGCAGAUGCAGCUCUGGAGGCCACGACCCCCAAGCGUGUGAGCAUCACCGUGCCUGAUGUGGCCAGAGCUGAGACAGGGUCACCCUCCCGGAGGGCGGAUGCUGGCGAACAGGGGGUGACGCCCAGGGAUUUGAAGCUAUUCUUCUUGAGUGUGGCAAGCAGUGUGUUUGGCAGAGACCUCGAGGAGGGGGAGCUCGAGGGAGGAGAAGACGCAGGGGGAGCAAAAAAGGUGAGACAUGGAGGGGCAUCCAUUGCGAAUCUGUUUCUUCCCUUCCAUCAGGUUACUCCCAAGCCCUCCAAGCCUGCGGUUCCAAGGUUGGAUUUCGCCAAGAUCCAGCCUAGACCGGAGACCCACGAGUCCGUCCUGCGCCGUGUCAGAGAGCAUGCCACGCCAUCAGCGCUCGGCAGCCGCCGCAAGGCGCCGCACACCACUCGGCACGCCCGGCCGCUGCUUGUUGGCCAGGACACUGCCCGCUCCCUCGCCUCCACGCUGCCGCUGCUCUUCAGAGACCGCCUGCGCUCGCUGUCGAUGGGCACGAUGGAGGGCGCUGAGGAGGACACGUCGUCGCGGGCCUACACCUCUCGACAGCAUAGCGAACUCACCAAUAUAUCGUCCCCGCGUCUCAACGAGCAGCUGUACGUCCUGGAGGCGCUGCACGCCAAGCUGGACGACAUGCGGGAGGCGGAGGAGGUCAUCAUCCGCAAAGAGGGGGUGGCGGGGAUGGCGGGUAUGGCUGGGGAGGAGGGCCGCCCCCUGACAUUCGCAGAGACACUGCGUCAGCUGCUGGCCGAGAACGAGUCCCUCAAGAACAGGCUGGAGCAGCUGAGCAGAAAGAAGAGACCCUCCAUCAGUGUGCCGCCCGAACCAAGGAAACCAGAACCAGAGGAGAAGCCGGAACGCCCGGCCGUGCCGUACGAUGCCGAGAAGCGGCUGCUGCGUCGCCAGGUGGAGUUGCUGCUGGAGGAGAUGGGCGAACUCAAGGCACAAACGGACCGAUCCAGACCGAGAACCUUCUUUGUGCCCCGCUCACAGGGGCCGAUGCCUGCAGCCUUCGCCACCCCGCCUCCACCAGCCACCACGUCCAUCCCCCCAUUGCCGAUGUUGCCGCAUGCCCAGUCACCGCUGAGGCCGCUCAUGCGUCCCCUGCCCUCACCCGAGAGAUACGAGAGACACUCGUGUCAGCGGGUAUGCUGCCCGAGGGAGCCUCACAAGGCAGUGGUGAUGCUCCCGCCUCGCUUUGCAUCCCCAUUGACGGCCCGGCUGGCGGCGCCGCAGCACCAGCCACUGCCGCAGCAGGGCGAGCAGCACGAGGUCGAGAGGAGCAGGGCGAGCAAGUGCUGCGGGCGGCAAUCUUCGAGGGCGAGACAGGGCAAGUGGGACAAUACAGUACGAAGGGGCUCAGAGGGAGUCGUGAGGGAAAGGUGGGUGGGGGACCUGAAGAGGGUCCGUCGGUCGUCGUGUGGAUGGAAAUAAGCCAUUCUGUAUCUAGGCAGACGUACACACACUUUGUCGUUUUUCUCUGAGUCGUGUGGAAAUGAAGAAAU
Molecule: messenger RNA, 4327 nt
Organism: Vitrella brassicaformis
Lineage: Eukaryota; Vitrellaceae
Source: the annotation of a GenBank genome assembly